AACGUGUUUGUUUUUAUAUCUAGUCUUAGUUUCAUAGUCAGUAUCCGAAAGUUAUCAAUCCCAGUAAAAGUGAAAUCAGUUCGACAGCGGUCUCAACAACUUACAGUUGGUAUAACGUAUUCUAACAUACAUAACAACCUGAUUCUCCUUCAUCCGAUAACCUAUCGAUCAUUUCCAGAAUUCUUCCACCGUUCGAUAACCGCAAGUCCAAAGCGUUCACCGGAACCGUUACGUUCUCCUUCGUGUGAAUCUUGUGAGUACACCAAUGCAGCCGUAGUCGAAGAACAGCUUCGACAGAUGCAGAAGCAGCUGAACGAAAUCAGUAUCAUCCCGAUGCAAAUUCAGGCAACGCUAAGCUACCUCACAAAAGUACUGGCCAAGUUUGCACCGCCGGAGUUGCAACAAGAGCUGCCAUCAUCGCUGCGAAGCAGUUCGGUGCGAGAAACAAUUCAGGAAGAAGUCGAGGAACAUCUCGAUCACGACGAAGAUGAAGAUUUGACCAGCUGUUUAGAGCUGUUGUUUGACGAAUCGCAAGUACUGGACGUAGUUCCUCCUAGGGAGUAUGAGUACGAGUAUUACUCGGAUGAUGAACCCGAGUAUGACAGUAAGGACGAGGAAACCGUGACCGAAGAGGAACGGCUGAAGCAAGAGAAACUUGAUCGUGUAACCAAAAUGGAACUAUCUUGGCCCUGGAGCCAGUCGGCUAAACCAAUUCAUAAGCGAUCAAACUGUCAUUUGGUACCGAGUGUGGCAUUGGAAAAAUCUAAAAUUAAGCAGCUAACAGAAGGCGAUUUGCAUUCUUUCAAUCGUGGCUACCGUCAGCGAAUUGGGAACUGAGUCCCAUUUUGGAAUGGAACUCAGAGACUUAUCAACUCAAUGGCGGAAUCGUUGCACCUCAUGAUAUUCACUGUACGAACAGCGGGUUGAACUUUAUUUCAUUUCACAAUGACUCAUGACAAAAAGAAUGCCCCUAGAUAACUGAUUUUGUAUGAAAUAAAAUGCUUUUAAGCUA
Messenger RNA from Malaya genurostris, 1012 nucleotides. RefSeq lists its product as uncharacterized. The record is from RefSeq and is a predicted model, not a curated record. Lineage: Eukaryota; Metazoa; Arthropoda; Insecta; Diptera; Culicidae. The transcript has 2 exons. The annotation marks the transcript as partial.